CCAACUUACUUUUGAGUAUUUUUAAUUUUAUUCCGCGGCCGAAAUAGCGUCGCACACCAAUAUAUUGGAAUAUAAGAUUUAGUGAAGGUGGAGGCAGAAAACAUUCAUAACCAUGAACUCUCACUGGCAGGAUGAGCAACGGAUCGUCAACACCGCCGUUCUUUUGCAGAACAACUGCUUGGACAACAGCGUGCAAGCAAAUCACAGAUCAAAUACUAACAGAAAUAGGAUCACGCCAUUUACAUCAGAACUAGACGUGCAGCAGAAUUGGGACGCUCCACGAAUAUCCACGACAGUCCCACAAUCAGUGCAGCCGAGGAAGGGAUCUCUUCAGUUGUGGCAGUUCUUAGUGACGUUAUUAGAUGAUCCUGGCAACCGGAGUUGCAUUGCAUGGACAGGCAGGGGGCUCGAGUUCAAGCUGAUAGAGCCAGAAGAGGUUGCUCGUCGGUGGGGUGUGCAGAAAAAUCGGCCGGCCAUGAACUACGACAAACUUAGCCGGUCACUCAGGUAUUACUACGAGAAAGGGAUCAUGCAGAAGGUGGCCGGAGAGCGCUAUGUGUACAAGUUUGUCUGCAGCCCGGACGCUCUUUUCACCAUGGCCUACCCAGGAGAGGGCAAAAAAGGUGGUCAUCAAUCGUCUGCCCAACAAUCGUCCGCCCUAUACGGCCAGCAGCGCCAAAUUCCUCGAUACACCACCCUGGAAAACUACCCCAGCGACCUGACCACGGCGCAAGCCAUUUCGUGCAACGAGCAGUACGAAAUAUUCAACCAGGUUUGCGGCAGCAACUUGGCCUUCCAGAACUUGGACUCGUAUCACAGCCUGCAGCAGUCGGCUGGCCAGAAACUGUCUUACUACGAUCUGGCGCCAUCCACUUACGAGGAAUCGAGACAAGACUCGAAGAGGAGAGCGCGUUUUUGCUGCAAGACAAGCACACCGGCCAUGAUGUUGAUUGGGGAAAGUGCGGACGGAGGCAAAGAGAUUGAAACCAAAGAGAGGAAUUUGAAAGUGUGCGUUGCUGACUAUUUGAGUUCCAAUUAUCCCAGCAGCUAGAAUGACCACCAAAAUUCACAGUGCAGAGAGCAAUACGAACUUUAUUCCCUUUAAGAUUCAAAUGUCUAAUUCACUUCGGUGUGGCAACUCUGCAAUAAUGACGGAGGCACUUUGGAACAACCGAAACUUAAGUCAUGUGAGAGUUGCUUUCGACGUAUUUAUUUAUAUCAAUUUGCGCAUCACAUUGAAUGUUGACAAAAAAAAUUGGAAAUUGUUACAUUGUUGAGUUCAGUUGCAAAAGCUUGGCUCAUUAAUAAAUAAACAUAACUGUGGUAUUCAAUUAUUCGUGUAAGUAAAAAUAAAGAACUUGGUGGUGUGAUAAUUUUUGGUUUUAUCACUUUAGUAAAGUGGUUGUUAAGUGCGAAUCAAAUUAAGCUGUUAAAUUAGGAAAGAAAAUUGUUGAGAUAAAAUUUGCCUCCUUACAUGGGUCUUCCUCUGCCCCUGCCCAUUCCUCCUCCCAUCGGAGGACCACCUUCGCCGGCCUUGGGGUUCUUAAUCGUUUCGUCGACGGAGAGGAUAAGGCAUGCAGCUUCACAAGCAGCAGUGAGGGCGUUGAU
Molecule: messenger RNA, 1608 nt
Organism: Neocloeon triangulifer
Lineage: Eukaryota; Metazoa; Arthropoda; Insecta; Ephemeroptera; Baetidae
Product: ETV5-related protein Ets96B-like
Exons: 4
Coding region: 113-1051 (312 amino acids)
Biological process (GO): cell differentiation; regulation of transcription by RNA polymerase II
Cellular component (GO): nucleus
Molecular function (GO): sequence-specific DNA binding; DNA-binding transcription factor activity, RNA polymerase II-specific
Source: RefSeq, a predicted model, not a curated record